UAUUGGGUUGAUAGCAAUUGAUCCCAAUCAACCCUUUUGAGAAAAUGUUCAAUUGAAACUUACACAAGACUGCAACUGGGAGAUAAGAUCACAAUUUGUGUCUGCUGCCACCACCAUUAAAGAAAUCCAACACCUUCCAAUUUGUAUAACAAAUUCUGCAAUCAUGUUCUUAUCACUUUUAUAAAUGAACCAUUUCAUUUAUGUGAUCCCUGUGAACUGCACAUACAGCUAAGAAUACGAGUGCUUUGAUCAGAUUAAUCAAGUUGUACCAGUUACUGAAGCAAUUUCUAGUCGUGGGCCAAAAAAUCUUUUUGAUUGAUAUUACAACAUAAAAUUAAAGACAGACAGCAGAUGAAAAUCUAAAGAGAAAUUUAAGAUGUCUAGUCGAACAUGGGAAGAUCCAAUGGGAUCAUAUGUCAAUAUUCCACUUUAUAAUCGAAUGAAUUUCUCAACUGUGCCAAGAAAAGCAGUCAGCAAAAAAACAUGGUACCUUGUACAAAACACCUAUGCAAGUUACAACAGAAACAAGAUGGAAGAUGUGGUCGGAGAUGAAUUCCGCUCCAUCAAUCACCCAGAAAGAAUGAUGAGGAAAAUGGAGGGUUAUGUUGCAAAGCGUCAACUCUGCGAUGUGGUCAUCAUAGCAGGACAGAAACGUAUUCCUGCGCAUAGAUUAGUGCUAAGUGCUGCAUCAGAUUAUUUUGCAGCGAUGUUUACGAACGACGUCCGCGAAAAGACAAUGGACGAAAUAAAGAUAAAAGAUGUUGAUCCUGAGGCGUUAACGGCUUUGAUAAAUUAUUCGUAUACAGGUAAAAUAGAGUUGAAAGAAGAAACUGUAGAGAGUUUAUUGUCGACUGCGUGCCUUAUACAACUUUCUGAAGUAGUGGAGGCCUGCUGUAGUUUCCUCAUGAAACAACUUCAUCCGUCCAAUUGUAUAGGCAUCCGCCAGUUUGCUGAUAUCCAAGGCUGUUCUAAUCUCUUCAAAGUAGCUAAUAAUUAUGUUAUGGAGAAUUUUGUUGAGGUCAUGAACAAUCAAGAGUUCUUUAUUCUACCAUUUGAUGAAGUGUGUAAAUUAUUAGCUAGUGAUGAUUUAAAUGUACCAAAUGAAGAGACCAUAUUUGAAGCUCUCGUUAAAUGGGCUAAACAUGAUCUCCCUAACCGAAAAAAAUACCUUCCUAAAUUACUGUUUCAUAUCAAACUUCCAUUGAUGUCACCUCAGUUUAUUGCGGACCAUGUUGAAACCAAUCCUCUAUUUCGUGAUGAUAAAGAAUGUCAGAUUCUCAUCAUGGAAGCUUUAAAAUAUCAUCUGUUACCUGAAAGACGCUCAUCAUUCCAAAGUCCCCGAACAAAACCUCGUAAAUCCACAGUUGGUGUUCUGUAUGCAGUCGGUGGUAUGGACUGUACUAAAGGAGCAACAAGUAUAGAGAAAUAUGAAUUACGUACGAAUACAUGGACGCAGGUAGCUAACAUGAAUGGUAGAAGAUUACAGUUUGGGGUAGCUGUUUUAGAUGAAAAAUUAUAUGUGGUUGGUGGUCGCGAUGGUCUCAAAACAUUAAAUACUGUGGAGUGUUAUGACCCAAAGAAAAAAACAUGGACAUUGAUGCCUCCAAUGUCAACACACAGACAUGGCUUAGGUGUUGGUGUUUUAGAGGGACCAAUGUAUGCUGUAGGCGGACAUGAUGGUUGGUCAUAUUUAAGUACAGUAGAAAGAUGGGAUCCUCAAGCUAAACAAUGGAGUUAUGUAGCUCCUAUGUCUACUAUGAGAAGUACAGUGGGUGUAGCUGCUCUUCAUGGAAAAUUAUAUGCUGUUGGUGGUCGAGAUGGUAGUUCCUGUUUAAAAACUGUAGAAUGUUUCGAUCCUCAUACCAAUAAAUGGACCAAUUGUACACCAAUGUCUAAACGUCGAGGAGGUGUGGGUGUGGCUAAUUGUAACGGGUUUUUAUAUGCUGUAGGAGGUCAUGAAGCACCUGCUACUAAUCCUACAUGUAGUAGAUUUGAUUGUGCUGAAAGAUAUGAUCCUAAAACCGAUCAGUGGACAAUGAUAUCACCAAUAGGUUGUCCACGGGAUGCUGUAGGAUUAUCACCAUUGGGUGACAAGAUAUUUGCUGUUGGGGGUUAUGAUGGUCAGCAAUAUUUAAAUGAUGUUGAAUGUUAUGAUCCUAUUAACAAUGAAUGGACGAAGGUGUCGUCAUUAUGUACAGGGCGGGCAGGUGCUUGUGUCGUUCACGUUCAAACAAGUUGACUAUCCCUCAAACGUUCACUAGCUCUUCUUAAAAAAUGGCCGUCUGGUCUUUUACACCUGAAAAAAGUCAAAUCUCAAAUAUCAUCAUGGCUGUGAUUGCUGUUAACACAGCUCAUCUACAUCAUAUCAUUAGCAGCCAUUUUGUAAUAUGUCCGCUACCACGGCCAUAUUACAUACUUAAUCAUAAAUUAUAUUGGUAAUUUUGACGGCCAUUUUAAAAGACUAGUUAGUGUUCGUUUGGAUACAGAUAGUACAGACCAAAGUGUAGUUAAGACAGUACAGAGGCAGUGAUUAAAGAAACGAAUAUCGUAAGAAAAUAUUUUGAAAGAGAAAUUUAUAUAGUUUUGAAAUAAAUGUAUAUUGUAUAUGAAAGAGACUGGGGCCACACUUGUAUCUGACCAUCAAUGUUGGGUCCCAAAAAAGUCCCAUUGUUAUUUUGUUUGUAAAAUCUGCCAUGUAACUUCGGGAAAUCAAGUGCUGCCCUGGGAAGUGAUAUUACAUACGUGUAUACAGAGAAAGACAUAUUUUGUAUGGAAAUAUUUUAUUAUAUUCCAAAGAAAUACAUGUAUGAAAAGAAAAAGUUAUAUAUAGUUUUUGAAAAUGUUUGUAAUUGAAUUGUUUACAUCACACAGUAUAUUUAGAUGAAAGUUUCUCAAAGUUAAAAGAUUAGAAUUCUAUUAUAUUUCUAGAAUACUUCAUCUUUUAGUUACACUCUACAUUCUACAGUGAUAUGGUUUAUUAAAGAUGCAUUAUGUAAGAUUUAAACCUGGUUGUUCUUGUUAUAAUAGUUUCAGUAAAUUACUUUAUUCUGAGCAAAGUUAUGAAUGUUUGAAGUUUUGACAAAAAAUAAAAUAAAUAAUCUUGAUUGUCAAUUACCAUUGCCACUAUAAUAAACACAAGUUUUGAUUUCAGUCCUUCUAUCGGCAGUCUCUGUUGAGUGAGUAACAUCUAUAUAAGUCUAACAAAAGAUAUGGCAGAUAUUGUCUAAUCCACUCAAUAUAUUAGCCAUUCGAUGGUCUAGAGGGUAGUUCUAUCAUGUGAAUAAAUGUCUAUAUGAUAAUUUAUAUAACAUUUGAAGCAAUACACAGAUUUAGCUCUUACAUAAUGCAUCAUUAUAUUCAUUGACUGUAGCGUUAAAUGUAAAUGCUGUUUGCUAUAUUUAAUAUUGUCAGUACAUACAGGUAUUGGGUAUUAAAAGUAUUGACUGUUAGUCACUGUUUUUACUUAGGGUGAAGCCUGUAAAUUAUGAGUGCUGUAUUAGAACUGUGAUUUUACUUCAUUUUUGUGCCUUAUAAAGUAAAUAGAAAACUUGUGUAUAAUAGGUUUUUAUUUUGAAACUUUAAAAAAAUUGGAUUAAGCUUUCUUUUCAUUGAAAAAUACUGGUAUGCAAAUAUAAGAUAUAUAAAUUAUUUAUAGAAUAUAAUUAUCUUAUAUUAUUUGUACGUACAUGUAGAUCUGAUUGUAAAUAUUAUACAACGCCCUAUUUUAAAACAAAUGUUUCCCAUAUCCGACCUAAUAAAGUGUGCCCUAUAUUACAUCAUUUCAAAUUUAGUCAUAUCAUGUUAAUUAUAACAGGGACCUUAUUAUAUUAAAGUCCAUGAUUAUAGUACCAACCACUUCAUUUCACUUGCCUCAUUUUCUAUUAUCUCAUGCACUUUUUGAUAUCCGGUUAGCAAUGAAGCUAUUAGUUACUGGAAAAACUUAAUUAACAUGCUGUUGUAGGCUAACGUUUUUUUAUAGGCUGUGUUCAGUAAUGCACAGAACUGAUUGUUCUACUCAACUUAUUGAUUGAAUACCAUAUUGCAGAAAAUUCACAGAAAUUUUUUGAAAGGCUUUGAUUGUUCAGACAUUUGCUUAGCUAUCUAAUCACGGUCAAAGGUACCAUUAAGGUGUGCUUUUCCUAAACAUGUCUUUAGAUGGUAAUGAUGUAAGUGACACCUGUUUUAUAUUAGGUUGUCUGUGAUAGACAGUAAAAAAGUUCAAAACAGACCAAAAUGUGAAUCAGUGUUUUAAUUCUUGUUCUAAAUUUUAGAGUUGUAUUUAAUCGUCUGCUGGAAGUGGACUGGUCAUCACAGAGUAUGAGGCAUGGCAAAUGUAGCCAUAUUCGUAAUAUAUCAUAUCAUAAAAUAUGUUAUUGUUUAAAACCAUGACAUAUCAUUGUAUAAAUAUAUCAUUAUAUUAUAGGAAUUCUAGUCCCAUAUAGUCUUCUAGUGAAGCCUAAUUACCUAGACCUGCCUUCUUAAAGCUGUAUUCCUUUAGCUAGAAGAACUUUAUUGCGUGUCUCACAUAAAUCAGGGCAUUAUAGAAUAUAGUCACAAACUAGACAUUUUUAUUAUUUUAAAACUUUAUUAUGGGUUUUGAUAUGGACAAUUUUAGCUUUGGUAAACUUGAUCUGAAGAUACGACAUAAUUACAGUAACUUAUAGUGUAGUUCAAAAUGCUAGAAAAAAGUAAAAUUUUGAAUCUUAAAUUCAUUGAAAUUGUAUGUGAAAUACUCAUACUGAAAUCAAACCAAAACUCAAUCAUAGCUUGGACUUUUCAAACUUCAAUCCAGAAAGUAUGUGCAAUAUGGGAAAAUUUGAAUUGAAGAACCGAAAAAACUACACUGUAAAAUAAUUCCAGUUUUUGUGUACGUUGAAUUAUUUCCAGUUCAAAAUUUAAGACCGAACAGAAAUGAUUGAAUAUUCAAAGAGAUAAAUUUGUAGAUUUUAUCCUGAAUUUUUUUUUUCUGGUAAUAUGAACUAGACUAUAGAUAAACUGAUACAUAUUGUCACCAAUAGGUACUGUAGUUCAGAACUAGUCUUUUAACUCAGUGGUUUUAAGACUUUUUGGUUCCUAAUAGGCUUUGAGAUUAGAGUAAUAUUGAAUUUUUUGUCCCCAAAACUAUUGUUUAACUAAUCACUUCAUGGUUUUCACUUGUAAGAACAUACAUUUUGUACCCAUCACACAAUCCUCUGAACACAGACGUCUCUUAUGUUUCGUAACAGUCAUCCAUGUUGAAUUUUUAAUCCUGAGCACCGCAAAAAUCAAAGCAUUUUCGCCCAUUACUUUGCAUUACAUUUUGGAAUUUCUUCCAAUAAUUUCAGCAUUCCAAACUGUGACCUCGGUGAUUAUACAGGGACAGUGUCAUCUUGUUUUUUUAAAAGAGUCUGUGUGUGUGCUUCUCUUGUUCAAAUAAGUUUUGAAUGUGUGUUUUUUUUAUCACCACAAAUCAUACUUCCUAAUAUUUGUUUCAAAUAUACAUGUUUUAUUUUCCAAGUUUAAGCCCCAUUCAAGACACUAUAUCUCUUUGGAUUUAGGCCCAAAUGAAAUACUGAAUUGGGUUGAUCUGAUGCCAUUAAAUUUUUGUUUCGAAAAAAUUUUAUUUUCAUUUUUGGCUGUGUCGAUAGUGGAACACAAAAUCAAUUAUAUUUCAACAAUGGCUUUGUAGGUGUAACAUUUUAAGUGAAGACACGUUGUCGUCAAAAAAAACAUAUCAACAAUUUUAUUUUUUACAAAAAUCAAAGAGGUCUAAGUAAUCUUUUGAGUUUGUAUUAACAAGUAAACUGGAUAAUCUAUCCUGAUUUCUAUAUAUAAGUCAGAGGAAAGGGUUAAUGUAGGAUUCUUAAUAUUAGCUGAAAAGAUAACUUGAGAGUUUAUUUGAUAUGUUUCAAUGUGUUAUGCAUGUAGAUUUAAAUAUUUUCCAUAAGUGAAAAUUUUAAAAUUGAUAUAUCUCAUUCAUUACAGCAUAUCUAUUAUAUAUGACCGGAUAUAGGCAAGAAAUGUUGAAAUAGUUAUAAUUAUUUUUAUUUUAUUGUUAAGAGUUUUGUGCCAUCUGCUGUAUCGCUUUUUCAAAUUUUGGCAUUUUUGUUCAAAUUUAUUUUGCAUUUCUGUCUGUGCUUGCAAGAUGAAAUUUCUUGUUUGUCUUAGAGGUUUAAUAAGGUGUUAAUGAAGAUAUUACUCAAAGUUUAAUGUCCAGAAUAUGUUUUACAUUUAAGAGAAUAAUUUAUUCACUUAAUUUGUGUAAUAUAAAUGUAAAUUAUUUUGUUUUUAAAGUAUUGUAGAUUCAAUACAUUAUAAUUAUAGAAUGAUAAUUGUAAUUAACAUUUUUCAUUUUAAUUUUUCAAGUUAUUAUUUAUUGUUCUAUUUAUGCAGUAUUGGUGUAAUAGCUGAUUUUGAGAAAUCACAGUUUCCUUUAUUAUUAGGUUUGACGCUUAAUAUGCUAAAUAUAAAGAAUUGUUUAUUUAUAAAUGGUUAGUAUGAUUUUCUUAAAAUUAUCGAAAUAUUGUUUUAUUCUUCAUAGAUCAAGUGUAAAUUAUUACUGUAAUACAGUAAAAUAUUAAAUAGGAUUAUUUAUAAUUCUAAUCAACUGAUUAAUGAUAAUAUGGAAAACUGGUUAAGUGUAAACAAUAAAAAGAUUAAUGUAUAAUCAUAAAGUGCCAUAUAAUCAAUAAUGAUCAGAUGGUUAAAAGUAACAAAAUAAGAUAAACAGAUUACGUAUACUGAUUAAGUAUAUCAUUAAACUGGUUAAAUAAGUAUAUCAUUAAACUGGUUAAAUAAGUAUAUAUACUGAUUAAGUAUAUCAUUGAACUGGUUAAAUAAGUAUAUCAUUAAACUGGUUAAAUAAGUAUAUCAUUAAACUGGUUAAAUAAGUACAUGUAUAUCUUAUCAUUAAACUGGUUAAAUAAGUAUAUCAUAUCAUUAAACUGGUUAAGUAUAAAGUAUGGUUAUAGAAAAUUCAUUCAGUAACUUACUUCAUAUUGUUUAAAGUAAUUUAUUAUUUUUUUGAAACCAUUGUUUGUGGUUAGGAAGAAAUGUGUUCUGUAAGCUAUACAUAUUUAAUGUCAUGUGUGUGUGAAGUGUGAAAAUUAUUACCUUUAUUUUGUUAUGUUGGUUCAAAUUUGGAGGGGGUGGGGAUGAAAGUAAGUAAAAAUUUGAAUCUUGCUGUGCAAGUUAUUUAAGUAUAAUUAAUUGUAAUAAUCACCACUGUAUAUAGAAAUGGAAAUGCUCAAAGAUCAUCUUAUUUUUAUACCAAAUACAACUUCUCUUUAAGACUUCCAUAUUUUCCUACCAAUUAAUACGCCAUGUACCAAAUGUUGUAUGCAUUUUCUAAUGGCCUUAUCAUAUAAACAUUGGUGCUAUAAUACUCUUCUUUAAAUCAGUGCUGCAUUCAAUAGAAUACAUAUUAUUAACCACAAAACAACAGUUUACGGUCAAAUUUUUCGAUUAAAAUAGAAAAUCUAUAUAAUAUUAAAGCAAAUUUUUAGUAAAUUGAAAUUAGGAAUUGAUUUUUACAUAUAAAUUCUAUUGAAUGGUCAGGCUAUGGAUGUGUUUGAAUGGAUGUAGUAUUAUUAUGUUAGAUGUUUUUCUCCCUUCCAAUAAAUAAAUACCUUUAUUGUCAUUCAAUAUUUUAUUCACAUCUUUAUUAUUUUCAUGAUCUUGUUUUCAAGUCCAUUAAUUUAUUGACUUUUUAAACAUUUUGCUGUUUCUGCUUGGUUUCAUAUUGAUUUUGUACAUAUCAUGUUUUGCAUGUCCAAUUUUUUAUUUUAUUUCUUAAAUAAACAAUAUUCAUAAAACAA
Messenger RNA from Patella vulgata (common limpet), 7796 nucleotides. Its product is annotated as kelch-like protein 5. Lineage: Eukaryota; Metazoa; Mollusca; Gastropoda; Patellidae. Gene Ontology annotation, molecular function: protein binding. Bases 377 to 2239 code for a protein of 620 amino acids. The transcript has 10 exons. The record is from RefSeq and is a predicted model, not a curated record.